This is a messenger RNA of Megalopta genalis, 2489 nucleotides long. It is a transcript of the gene Nmt, whose product is annotated as N-myristoyl transferase. Gene Ontology annotation, biological process: N-terminal peptidyl-glycine N-myristoylation. NCBI's taxonomy places the organism in Eukaryota, Metazoa, Arthropoda, Insecta, Hymenoptera, Halictidae. Gene Ontology annotation, molecular function: glycylpeptide N-tetradecanoyltransferase activity. Gene Ontology annotation, cellular component: cytoplasm. The record is from RefSeq and is a predicted model, not a curated record.
GCACGCGCUCUAUCAAAAUCUAUAUUAAAAUGGAGGAAAAGAGUCAAGUUGUAGAACGAGAAGCUAAGAAAGAUGAAAUUCACGAAAAAGAUGGGAAGCUGAAAAGUUCAAAAAACAGAAAUCGUAAGAAGAAGAACCAAAUGGCGCAUACGACUACCGAGAACCACGAUCACGCAGGUCAUGCGGAUGAUCAUGACAUGCACAGUACGUGUAACAUUUGGAUGAAAGACAUACAAAUGGCCAUGGAGGUGUUCAAUAUGCAUCAAAAGCCUGCCAAAACUCAAAAAGAAGCUAUGCAAAAGCCUUAUCAGUUCUGGAGCACGCAGCCAGUACCAAAAAUGGAUGAAAAGAUCGUAAAGAAUGAACCUAUCGAACCCGACAAAACGUCCAUAAGGCAAGAACCUUACUCGUUGCCACCCGACUUUCAAUGGGACACUUUGAAUCUCGACGAUCCUUUAGUUUUAUGUGAAUUGUAUACUUUGUUAGCCAAGAAUUACGUGGAGGACGACGACGCGAUGUUUAGAUUCGAUUAUCCGCCGAACUUUCUGAAGUGGGCACUGCAACCCCCGGGGUGGUGUAAAGAAUGGCACUGUGGGGUGCGAGUUACCAAAAGCGGACGUCUAGUCGGUUUCAUUUCCGCUAUACCAGCCACUCUGCGCGUGUACUUUCACACUCAGAAAAUGGUAGAGAUCAAUUUCCUCUGCGUGCACAAGAAGCUGAGAUCGAAGAGAGUCGCGCCGGUCCUGAUUCGCGAGAUCACUAGGAGAGUUAAUCUACAAGGUAUAUUCCAGGCUGUGUACACCGCAGGUGUAGUGUUGCCAAAACCUAUAGCGACUUGCAGGUAUUGGCACCGUUCACUGAAUCCAAAGAAACUAAUCGACAUUAAGUUCUCACACCUGUCCCGCAACAUGACGAUGCAAAGAACUCUGAAGCUGUUCAAACUGCCAGAAAACACGAAGGUGCCAGGGUUCAGGAAACUGGUAGAGGCAGACAUACCGCAGGCCCACAAGCUGCUGACCGAUUAUCUGGAGAAGUUCGACCUGGUGCCAAUCUUCUCCAUCGAGGAGUUCCGACACUGGUUCCUCACGCAGGACGGGAUCAUCAACAGCUUCGUGGUGGAGUACAACGGCAAAAUCACGGACAUGGUCAGCUAUUACACCUUGCCAAGCUCCAUCAUGCAUCAUACGGUGCACAAGACCCUGAGGGCUGCGUACAGUUUCUACAACGUGUCCAACGUGACCCCGUGGCGGGACCUGAUGACGGAUGCUCUUAUCUCUGCGCGCAAUCUGGGCUACGACGUGUUCAACGCGUUAGACCUAAUGGACAACAAGGAGUUCCUGGAGCCACUGAAGUUUGGCAUAGGUGACGGGAAUCUCCAGUACUACCUGUACAACUGGCGUUGCCCCAGCAUGACGCCAUGGAAGAUCGGUUUGGUGCUCCAGUAGAGAGCUCCGUCUCCACGGAUCUAGGAAACAAAGCACACAAUCUCGCACGUGCAAGCUUACCAAGGCGGAUAAAAUGGUAUACAAUAAAAUCGGGGAGGAACGACGAUAUUCACUUAGGGAAGAGGGAGACGGAUUUGAGCGAUACGCUGAAAAACCCGGGGUUCGAUGUAAAACAGGAUGCUGGCUCCGCGGAUGAUUUUGUCUCCGCUUUCACUCGUGCUCCAUAGGUCAAGGCCGAGACGAUCGGGAUUACGCCUGUGCAGCGCGUGUGUAUAUAACGUAUGUGCGUGACUCGAGCAAUGUAGAUAAAUAUCGUACAUUAGUAAUUUGCAGAAUCCACGCAGCCGGGGGUGGUCGACGCCCCCGCUGGUGGACCUACGUCAGCCGCGUGGCCAUCCGCAACACACAGUUUUCAACAUAAGGCUCCAGGACGCUGUUAUACAUUCAGCAUCUUCUUGAUUAGGUCGCAGGAGUAUAAGGACGUGAGAGUGGAAGAGUUUAAAUAAAUCGAGGUCGAAAGUAACCCUGCUGUCGCUUCUCUACCCUAUGAUGCUCUCUUUAUUUAUCAUCUCCCGACCUUCCCGGUGAUUUCGGUUGGUGACUGUUACGUAAUUAGGGUUACGGUUACGGCUACAGGUGUCGAUCAGAUAGUGGAAAGAAACCUGUUCUCAGCGACUGUCGUUAAGGGAAGCGUUUCGGUAUCAACUGUAUUUUACGAUCGUUUGACGAUUCGCUCUCUAAGAGAUGCCGAGUUGGGCAGUUUUGGAUCCGAAAGAAGAGGAUCUUUGAUUACGCAUUGCUCGGCCGAGCCCAACGUGUACCCUUGAUGCGAGCCGAGGUCUUCCCAGCCGUGACUGUUGAUCAAUAUUUAACACACGAUACACGCAAGGCCUCUUCGAGAUAAAAGCUGUGAAAGGAUGACCAUGUAGCGCUGCAAAUUAGCCGAAUGGAAGUUUUGUUAGGUAACGAUGCAACCUUUUUUUCUAAACGAUUUUUGUUGUGAAAAUAAAAAUGACAAUUGCUGAACAGCGUUGAACUACUUUA